Strongylus vulgaris is the source of this 305-nucleotide messenger RNA. NCBI's taxonomy places the organism in Eukaryota, Metazoa, Nematoda, Chromadorea, Rhabditida, Strongylidae. The record is from the annotation of a GenBank genome assembly.
AUGAGUGGGCCUACUCCAGAAAAGGCUCUGAUAGGAGUGCCCGACCGGUGGAUGCACUGUCCUAAAACUGGGAAGGUGGUGGAUGGUUUGUUUUUCCCUUUCAAAACACCUCUGUGCUCCCUCUAUGACGAUCAAAUCGAGAAACGAUUGCGCUUCCAUCCUGAGGACGUUUUCAAUCACCCUGCUGUCAAAGGAAAGAAAGUAGGGUUGUGGGUUGAUUUGACGAAAACAGACCGAUAUUAUUUUGUCAAAGAGGUAUGCUUUUCAUUUUAUUUUCUUUUUCAUUCUUAUCAUUUUUCUUAACU